Messenger RNA from Panicum virgatum (switchgrass), 2117 nucleotides. Its product is annotated as ammonium transporter 2 member 1. Gene Ontology annotation, biological process: ammonium transmembrane transport. The record is from RefSeq and is a predicted model, not a curated record. Lineage: Eukaryota; Viridiplantae; Streptophyta; Magnoliopsida; Poales; Poaceae. Bases 332 to 1807 code for a protein of 491 amino acids. The transcript is spliced from 3 exons. Gene Ontology annotation, molecular function: ammonium channel activity. Gene Ontology annotation, cellular component: plasma membrane.
CGCGCCGUGUGCCAUUCGUGGCUGCCGGGUUGACCUUCCUGGCCGGGUCUCUCUUCUUCCUCUCGCAAUCCAAUUGCUCGCUUCAUGCCGCUCACGAACUCCCCUCCAAUUACGAUCCACUUGGUUUGCUUAAACUGCAUGGUUAAUCGCACAUCAAGCCACGGGCCAGCUUAAUCUCCCGUAUAAAAGUCCCACCAGUCGCAUCGUACUAAGGUUAAACGCGCAGCUAGCUAGCCAGCCAGCCACACCACCGGGUCCGCGUCUGCUCCCGGCCCGCCCGCCGGCACCGGGGCACGCGCAGCACUCGUGCGGUGAGCUCAGCUCAGGUGCCAUGGCGGCGUCCGGCGGCGCGUACGCGGCGCAGCUCCCGGCGGUGCCGGAGUGGCUGAACAAGGGCGACAACGCGUGGCAGCUGACGGCGGCGACGCUGGUGGGCAUCCAGUCCAUGCCGGGGCUGGUGGUGCUGUACGGCAGCAUCGUGAAGAAGAAGUGGGCCGUGAACUCGGCCUUCAUGGCGCUCUACGCAUACGCCUCGUCGCUGCUGGUGUGGGUGCUGGUGGGCUUCCGCAUGGCGUUCGGGGAGCGCCUGCUCCCGUUCUGGGGCAAGGCCGGGGUGGCGCUCUCCCAGGACUACCUGGUCCGCCGCGCCGCGCUCUCGGCCACGGCGCACGGCGCCACGCCGCGCACCGAGCCCUUCUACCCGGAGGCCACGCUGGUGCUGUUCCAGUUCGAGUUCGCCGCCAUCACGCUGGUGCUCCUCGCCGGCUCCGUCCUGGGCCGCAUGAACAUCAAGGCCUGGAUGGCCUUCACCCCGCUCUGGCUCCUCUUCUCCUACACCGUCGGCGCCUUCAGCCUCUGGGGCGGCGGCUUCCUCUACCACUGGGGCGUCAUCGACUACUCCGGCGGAUACGUCAUCCACCUCUCCUCCGGCGUCGCCGGCUUCACCGCCGCCUACUGGGUGGGCCCGCGGCUGAAGAGCGACCGGGAGCGCUUCUCCCCGAACAACAUCCUGCUGAUGAUCGCCGGCGGCGGGCUGCUGUGGAUGGGCUGGGCCGGGUUCAACGGCGGCGCGCCCUACGCCGCCAACAUCGCCGCGUCCGUGGCCGUGCUCAACACCAACGUCUCCGCCGCCACCAGCCUCCUCACCUGGACCUGCCUCGACGUCAUCUUCUUCGGCAAGCCGUCCGUCAUCGGCGCCGUGCAGGGCAUGAUGACGGGGCUCGUCUGCAUCACCCCCGGAGCAGGGCUGGUGCAGACAUGGGCGGCGGUGAUCAUGGGCGUGUUCGCGGGCAGCGUGCCGUGGUUCACCAUGAUGAUCCUGCACAAGAAGUCGGCGCUGCUGAUGCGGGUGGACGACACGCUGGCGGUGUUCCACACGCACGCCGUCGCGGGCCUGCUGGGCGGCGUCCUCACGGGGCUGCUGGCCACGCCGGGGCUCCUGGAGAUCGAGUCCCCCGUGCCGGGCCUCCGCGGCGCCUUCUACGGCGGCGGCAUCCGGCAGGUCGGGAAGCAGCUGGCGGGCGCCGCGUUCGUGGUGGCGUGGAACGUCGUGGUCACCUCGCUCAUCCUGCUCGCCAUCGGCCUGGUGGUGCCGCUGCGGAUGCCCGACGAGCAGCUCAUGAUCGGCGACGACGCCGCGCACGGGGAGGAGGCCUACGCGCUCUGGGGCGACGGGGAGAAGUUCGACGCCACGCGGCACGACGCGUCCAGGGUCGGUGGCGGCGGCGCCGGCGGCAUGGAGAGGGACGGCUCGGUGGAGCAGCGGCUCUCGGGCAUGGGAGCCAGGGGCGUCACCAUCCAGCUGUAGGAAUGGAGCGUGACUCGUGAGGGGAGGGUAGGUUUUGCUGUUAUCUCCUGUUGUUGUAUCUGGAGGAUGGAUCGAUGUUGGCCAUCGGUCUUCAAUCUAACUGGCGAUGAAGAAAAAUUCGAUUGUUUCCUAGGCACAGGCCAUUUUUUUGUCAGGAAAAGAUCGAUGGUGUCUUUAGCAGAUAACUUCUUCACAACCAUCAUGUAUCAUAUUUCAUCGUAUAUUUGGGCCAGAGUGGGCAUCGUGUUACUAAACAGCGUGUAUCCUAAGAGCAAGUUUAAUAAGCUUGGCGAUAAGCCAAGCUGACUCA